AACUUCAUUCAGCUACCCCCACCACCACCACCUGCUGCUGCUAUGACCUGAUGUUUGAGCUGCUGCCGAUAUGGAUAACAACAACAACAACAACAACUGGCAGAUCAACAAAUGCUCUGCUUCCACGUGGCACCCUUCCACUGACCCCUCACCACCUGAUUCUGGACCUCACCCACCAUUUGAUUCUUCUUCUAGAAGCUCGAUGGUCGGUUCAAGUCAUUACUCUUAUCCACGUAUCGUUCAAGAACCAAGUUCAUCAACUCGCAAAAUGAUGGCUGAUCCCUUGUUUCAAAGCACAAGUUUCAAUUUAUACAACUCAAACCUGUCAGCGACUGGAGCACCAUUUUUCACCCUCCUUUCUGUACCACCAUCUUUCUCGCAAUAUGAUUCCCAACAGGUUUUGAGCUCAAAGGCGACCAGUAAAACACAUAUUUACAAUAGCAACUUUAUUGUUGGUAACAACAAACAUGAAGCAUCAUUUGUUUCCCCGAAGCCAUCAUCCCAAAACAUUGACAUCUGCAACCUCAAGUCCAAAGUUGAUAUCCGCCCAAUUGUUCCGGUCAGGACUUUGGCAAGUAAUGGUGGAAACGCUGCUUCUUGUUUGAAUGAUGUUGUGCAGGCGAGAAAAGCUAAUGGUCCAAAUGUAGAGCUUGCUAAGGCAGCCAAUCAUCUCACUUCUCAUGGCCUUCAACAAUCGAAUGGUUUCCGUCCUCUAAAAUCUGCAGUUGUUUCUAGUCCAAUGCCACCCACUCAGCGUGGGAAGCUUCACAGGCCGUCUGUAUCUCAUCAAUUAUCUCCUCAUGCAAGUGGUUUAUCGCGCGUGUUCUGUCUGUAUGCAAGCGGUGAUCUGUUUCUUAGCAAUAGUGGACUCCUUGGAGUUGUUUGCUCAUGCCAUGGUUUCCGCAUGUCAGUUUCGCAAUUUUCAGAGCAUUCGGGUUUGCGGGAUGUUAAUCCUGGAGAUGCUGUUCAUAUGGACAGUGGUGAGACCAUAGCUCAAUGGAGAAAGGUCUACUUCACGAAGUUUGGGAUUAAAAUUCCAGAAGAUCAUCAUGGAUGGCAUUGGCCUGAAGGAUUAUCCACAGCAGCUGAUCCGGUAAAGAGUAGCGAGAGAGUACCCAAACCGAUGAGAAGUUCUAAUCUUUCCAGUUCUGUUGGUCCUCCUAAACCAAUUGCGGCAUCCACACCAUUGAACAACAUGGUGUUUCCAAAUGACCAUCAUUCAAGUCAAAGUUUAGUCAAUGAGACAAAUACUAGAGUUUCCUCAAAUAUCGAGUUGAGACUAGGGCAGCCUUCUCAUCAGAAUCAGACGUUAGGGAUGUUACAAGUACCAACUUCUAAUACUAGUGUUAGCAGAGUUAGCCAUCUGAUGGAAGUGAUUUCCAUGCAACCUCAAAUUAAUAAUGGCAAUAACAGAAUUAUAGAGCGAAGCAAGCAAGUUGUUAACUGUGCUGCUCAAGCAGUAAAGUCCGGUUCAACUGAAGGUAAAAACCUGCUGGGAUUAUCUAAUCUCGGGUUUGGAGCCUUUAGCACAAGGAUGGCUAUUCAACCCGAGCAGUUGAAAAACGAUGAAGUUUCAGGUUCAGAUAAUUCCAUGCUAUUUUCAAAAUCGGAUAGUUCUAAAGUUAAAAAGCAAACUAAAGAUUCCCACAGUGUUGCUAAUAACCAUCAUGUUAUGCCUAAGCAACAUGAUGCUGAAUCUCGAAUCUCCAAGCUGGGUUUAAUGAACUUUGGGUGCAAUACUGAUAACUCAUCCAAAGUAAAUCGCAGUUCUAUUAAUAUGGAAAGCUACAAGCUUGUGGAAAGAGAGAAAGGAGUAGAGCAUGCAAACCAUGGUUUCUCUAGACCAGUUACUAUGCGACCUGUGACUCCUAGACCACCUUUGACAACAGGAUCUCCCUCAAUUGUAUAUACAUCUAUGGUUAUGAAUUCUUCUCCUAGCAUCACCUCAACAAUGUCAAAAGAAAAGGCUACCAGUGUAUUGAAUUUACACACAUCCUCAUCUAGACAAGCUGUGCAUUUUCUAUACCAGGAUAGUGUUUCUUUUUCUCAUGGAUUUGACAAAGACCAAAAUAUACUGGGUAACCCCUUGAAUGAAAGUUUAAGGAGUUCUAACAAUCUUCCAUCCUUAUUAACCGAAACAAGGGAUGAAUACGGAGUUCACCUUCCAGAACUCGCAACAAAAAAAUCUGUUCAUUCUGCCACUACUUGGAAUGCUGGCAGUGGAGAAAAAUCAGCUGUGUUUUCUGUCACACAAGAAACACCAUUUCAAACAUGGAAAAGUGGAGUGCAGAGCAACCUCUUGUGUGAUCCAUAUCAAACUGGUCCUCCACUCUCAAGGAUUCAUAGAAUUGAAGAUUUUGGUUCAUCAUCUACGCAUGGAACCUGUUGUCAUGGGACAUCUUGCACAUAUGUUCCAGACAAGUGCAGCUGUUGGGUGCAAAAGAACAGUAUGAUUAAAAACUCCACUCUUGAGGUUAAGAAAUUCCUAAGUGCUUUUGGGGAACCAUCGCAAAUCAGAGCCUCUACUUUAUCUGCUUCCAACUUGGAUAACAGCUGCACUCUGCAUGAUAGAUCUAUUUCUGUCGGUCAAAAUGAAGAAAAGGUGAAGCCAAGGUUGAAGAAAGUUGAAUUUAAUGCUUUUCAGUGGAAAGAUGUGCCUAGCAAAUUGUCAGGAAGGUGCCACGUGCCAUGCGGAGGAAACCUGACUGGCAAGGUUCCAGAGGAAAGGGUUGAUGUCAAUGACCAAACUUCUCAUGUAGCUCCCAAGUGCUUUGAUCAACCUACUAUGAAGGUUGAUUGCAUGAAGGAGCAGGUUAUGUCUAAUAUAUCAUCUAAAUGUUCUGCCCCUGCUCUUACCCAGGCAUCUGUCAAAAACAGCAAUGGGGAUUCAUGGACUGAUGAUGCACAAGACACAGAUUGUGCAAAGAACUUUGCUAUAGAUGAAGGUUCAGGAACUCGAAAGAGCUGGUCCCCUGAUGAUGCACAUGCCAGUGAUAGCAACUCUGGAUUUGAUGGUUUUGCUUAUAAAAUCAAUUCCAAAAAUGAAACACGGUCUGGAGUGGUUUCUGAACGACCGAUUCGUAGUCUCGUUGACGAGCUUAGGGUUAUAGACUCUUUAAGACCGAAGAAAGUACAGAAUCAACUCCAUACUGGACUUCCUGAAAAUACUGGAUUAAACAAAACCAUUGACAAAGAUUCCACAGUUCGCAAGAGAAAACGAGAAACAAAAUUCAAAAUGCUUAGCAAGUCAUUCCCUGCCUCCGCUGUUUCUUCGGUAUCUACUGGAAAUUCAGGGCUGUUCUUCAGCAUGGAAGACAUAGAUAAACUCGAUGAAUGUACCAAGGAAUUUCCAUGUAAGACACCAAGAAGGGUAUAUGAUGAUUGUCUCAAAAUUCCUGAAUCUUCACGUGAAAAGAAGGUAACAUUGAAUUUAGAAUUUUCAAAAACAAAGGACGUUUGGAAACAAGAGCUGCCUUGUAGAAGAUUCACUAGGCCAAUAGUAUCUGGCAGGUAUGGUGUUAUCUCAAAUGGUGAUACAUCUAAGCCAGCUAAGAUAUUUCCUCUGAAGAACAUUCUUAAAACUGCCAAAAGAUGCCCCCCUGCUGGAAAGAAAGCGGUUAAGAAACCACCUGUCAAGACAUUACAGAAAUCUGUCAUUAGAGUAGGCAAUCGACGCUCGGGAAGACAUUCUACUGUUAAGAAGAAUAAAUACCAAAUACCUCAAAAAGCUGUAGUAUUCAGUGAUGAUGAUCCUAUGGAAAGCUCAGACAGUGAUUUAGGCACCAGAACAAGGCAUAUGAGUAAGGAGAUUCGCAAACGCAGCAUACACGAGUUAAUUACAAAAGGAAAUGAUUCUGGUUUUGCUACAAUUUCGAAGAACAUGGCUUCUAUACAUCAAGAUAACUUGACAAAUUGUGGAGCUAGUAAUGAUCUUCAAGAAGUAGACCAUGUAUCCAGAUACCCUAAGGUGCUAUCAUGCAAGUCAAAUUCAGAUGUGAAUACAUUCUGCAAUGUUUGCGGAAGCUUUGACGAUGAUGAAAUGAAUUACUUGUUGGAGUGCAGCCGAUGCUUGAUAAAAGUGCAUCAGGCCUGUUAUGGCAUUGCAAGGGCUCCCAAAAGUUUUUGGUAUUGCAGACCAUGUAGGGAAAAUGCAACUAAUAUGGUAUGCGUUUUAUGUGGUUAUGAAGGUGGAGUCAUGACUCGGGCUCUUCACAGUAGCAACAUUGUGGGAAGCCUUCUGACUACAUGGAAUGUCGUUGCAGAAUCACAGGAAUACCCAAUUGAUGCACCCCGCAAGACUUCAUUUGAACAAAUAAAGGCAUCUUCGGUAGCUGAUUCAAUGGUCAAGAAUUCGCCUUAUCCUAUCAAUGAGUCAGUGAUGCUUAAUAGUGUGACAUUGGGAGUUUUUGACUCUACGGUCAAGCAGUGGGUACAUAUGGUUUGUGGACUUUGGACACCUGGAACACGAUGCCCAAAUGUUGACACCAUGAAUGCUUUUGAUGUGUCUGGUGCUUUCUGUCCCAAAGGAAAUGUGGUUUGUUCUAUGUGUAAACGUCCUGGUGGUUGUUGCAUAAAGUGCAGAGUCAUUGACUGUGCCAUUUACUUUCAUCCAUGGUGUGCCCAUCAAAAGGGAUUACUUCAAAGUGAGGUUGAAGGAUCUGAAAACGAAAAGGUCGGUUUCUAUGGGAGAUGUGAGCUUCAUGCAACAGAAGACCAUUGUCACUCUAAGACUAUAUAUCAAUGCAAACAAGUCGCAAGUCUUCAUAAAAAGGAAACAUGUGCUCGGACUGAGGUUUAUAAGGGACGGAAAAGAGAAGGUUUAAGACAUGAUAGUCAACAAGACUCUAGUGGUGCUGGUGGAUGCUUGGUUCGCCAAGAGCAAGUAGAUGCUUGGAAUCAUAUAAUAAAUCGUCAACGAUUAUUCAAGAAACAACUUCAAAGGAUUCCCCUACUGGUUCAAGAUGUAGAAUAUGAUGUCCGGAAAGAAUAUGCUCGAUAUAAACAAUCAAAGGGUUGGAAGCAUCUGGUUGUAUACAAAUCAGGCAUCCAUGCUCUUGGUCUGUACACAUCAUUGUUCAUUUCACAGAGUACAAUGGUCGUUGAGUAUGUUGGUGAGAUAGUGGGACUGCGUGUAGCUGAUAGAAGAGAGAAAGAAUAUCAGUCGGGAAAGCAGUUGCAAUAUAAGAGUGCUUGCUACUUUUUCAGAAUUGAUAAAGAACAUAUAAUUGAUGCAACACGUAAAGGGGGGAUUGCCCGGUUUGUAAACCAUUCAUGCCAGCCAAACUGUGUUGCCAAAGUGAUAACCGUGAGGGGUGAGAAGAAGGUUGUCUUCUUUGCUGAGAGGGACAUAUACCCGGGAGAAGAGAUAACAUAUGACUAUCACUUUAGCAAUGAAGAUGAAGGUAAAAAGAUUUUGUGCUCAUGCAAUUCAAAUACUUGCAGGCAUUAUCUCAAUUAGAAGAGAAAAUGUUAGGCAUUGCUCCAUUGUAUAAAUUCCACAUUCUUCUGUGUACAGUUAUUGCUACAUUUGUGAUAUUAGCAACUUUUAAGGAUGCUCGUGUUUAUGGAAAUAGAAAGUAACUCUCUCCUUUCAUGUACA
Messenger RNA from Erigeron canadensis, 5599 nucleotides. RefSeq lists its product as uncharacterized. Bases 71 to 5458 code for a protein of 1795 amino acids. Gene Ontology annotation, cellular component: histone methyltransferase complex. The transcript has 19 exons. Gene Ontology annotation, biological process: positive regulation of DNA-templated transcription. NCBI's taxonomy places the organism in Eukaryota, Viridiplantae, Streptophyta, Magnoliopsida, Asterales, Asteraceae. Gene Ontology annotation, molecular function: histone H3K4 methyltransferase activity; protein binding. The record is from RefSeq and is a predicted model, not a curated record.